Planococcus citri (citrus mealybug) is the source of this 727-nucleotide messenger RNA. RefSeq lists its product as uncharacterized. Bases 111 to 620 code for a protein of 169 amino acids. NCBI's taxonomy places the organism in Eukaryota, Metazoa, Arthropoda, Insecta, Hemiptera, Pseudococcidae. Gene Ontology annotation, biological process: protein ubiquitination. Gene Ontology annotation, molecular function: ubiquitin-protein transferase activity; zinc ion binding. The transcript has 2 exons. The record is from RefSeq and is a predicted model, not a curated record.
UUCAAACUGCCGCGUUUGUACGGCACAAAUACAAAAAUACGAUUAAAUGCCAAAUUUCGCGCGCCGCAGCGACGAUAAAAAUUCUCUCAGAUGUGUCUAUUUCGAAAAUUAUGGAUUGUAACGAUAACGUUAGCGUUAUUUCUGGACCAAGAUGUCGUAUAUGUCUGUCGGACGAGAGCCCCGAACUAAUAAUGCCAUGUAAUUGCGCAGGAACAAUGGGACUGGUUCACGCACACUGCCUAGAACACUGGGCCUCGAUCAGUUGCCGAUUAUGUUGCGAAAUUUGUAAAUGCAAGUAUCGAGGUCAACGUCAACUCAAAUACGGAAUCAUUACGUCGAUAAUACCGUUCAUCAGGGCGAACUGGAGUUUCUCCAGGGUAUUGGUUUUCAUUCAAGCGUCCAUUCUGUUCGCUAUUGUUAAUAUGGAAAUCGGAAAAUACGGAUUUAGCGUCGACGAUCCGGAUUUCCCCAGACCUUCGUCGUUAUUUUUACUGUGGGCUUUGAUAACCUUCAAUUUACUCGUGUAUUAUAUCAGUUUCAACAUCGUCAGCGUUCUAGAAUCGUGGAAUACGUGGAGGCGAAGUCAGUUUAUAUUUUUAUUGAGUAGAACACUCGAUUAGCCCUGAACGCAACUAAUCGUAUGGCAAUCAAAAUUUUUAACACUGUGAUACAAUUUUUUUUUUAGUGAUUUAUGUAGAAAUUAAAAUAUUUAUCUUGGUGUUUGAAA